Messenger RNA from Apis mellifera (honey bee), 4803 nucleotides. RefSeq lists its product as uncharacterized. Lineage: Eukaryota; Metazoa; Arthropoda; Insecta; Hymenoptera; Apidae. Bases 1138 to 4050 code for a protein of 970 amino acids. The record is from RefSeq and is a predicted model, not a curated record. The transcript has 2 exons.
AAAAAAAUUGUUGAAAGAUUUUUAUUUCAUCCAAGGGAAAUACAUCGUGAGAUUGUAUUUUCUGGGAACUUGGCGGCGGAUAGUGGUGGACGAUAUGAUACCAGUGAAUAAAGAAAAAUUGCCACUUUUGCCCCGUGCUAAUAAUAAUUUCGAAUUAUGGCCCAUGAUUCUUUCGAAGGCUUUAUUAAAACUUUGCUCCCUCACUUGGAAUAACUAUGAAAUCAUAGAUUUUCAUCCUGUCGCAUGUUUAACCGGUAAAGAACGAAGCGCAUUAUUAUAAUACGAAUCUCAAAUUAAGAUAUAAUCUAAGAUGUAAUUUAAUUCCAUUUGUUUUUUUUUUUUUUUUUUAGGAUGGGUUUGUUUGAAGAUCAAGAUACAUUACCAAUCGCCGCAAGACAAGUGGGAUUUCUUGAGAAAAUACGCGGAUCAUUUCGAAUGGGAGAAAGAGGACGAAAAGCAAGAAAAUCAGGGUUGGUCAGGUGUUUUUUUUUUCUCGAGUAGUCUAUCGUCCCUAUGAUCUGUUUACAGUGUUUACAGUGUUCAAAAACAGAGGUGAAAACCAAGAGGGUCAAAGAAGUGAAAAAAUCUAAGGAAACGAUGAGAACGAAGAAGUCGAAGGAUACCGAUCGUACGGGGAGGACGGACGAAACGAAGAAAUCGAAAAACGAUGAUUCGAAGAUUAAAGCGUUGAUUAAACCGCAACCAGUUUCCCUGUUUAUCAAUUUAAGCGAUAUAAAAAACGAAAUUAUCCCGGAAUUUUCACCGUGUUUGAGCCACUUCAUUUACGUAGAUCAGUCGCGUGACAUUCCCCUAGAUCCCAAAGACGUAUGUUGAACAAUCCAAUCUUAAGCAAAAAUAUAAAUGGUAAUUAAUUGAAAACACGCACAGGUAAGGCCUCCUCUGGCGAAAUGGAAGUUUUACCGAUGGUUGAAGUGGGCGAUCAGCGAGGAAAUAAUCGAUCCGGUCGAAUAUUUCGUACCGAUCCGAUCGUUGAAAAUAGUCAGCCCUUUGAAGAAAUGCGAGGAGAGCGUGUACAAUAAAUACGAUAAAUCGGUGAACAAGGAAAAUAAUCAGAACAACAAGACAACGUCCAACAGAACGGCGGAGGAGAAUAAAAUCAACGAAAAGUCGAAGAAUAUGCAGAAAGACGAGACGACGUUGGACGAUAUCUGUUUCUGGGCCGACUUCAACAAAAUAGAACCGUACAUAAAAGAAGUUGAUUUCUUCUACAAAUUAGAUUAUUUUCAAUACACCAUGAGAUUGUCGGAUCGUUUCGCAACGAAGCCGAGCGACGAGAAAUCGGAGACGAAGAAGGACAGUAAGAAGGAUAGCAAGAAGGAGAGUAAAAAGAGUUCUCCGUCAAGGCAAUACAAAGAUCCCGAAUUCAUCGACACGUAUCUGUGGCCCCAAAAAAUGUUGAAAUCCAGGAACGAUCCGUUGUACAUUUUCACCGAUUCGGUGGAAGAAAAAUUCUUCUUGAUCAACUUCUCCACGUUUCAAGUCACCGCGGAAAUCGUGAAGAACGAGAAGGAGAAGCAGAAGGAGGAGAAGGAGGGCGAGGAGAUAGACGAAGGGACAAAUCCUAAAACUCUGCUGAGAGCGCACAAGGGUUAUCUGGCCGUGGAGAAGAAUCAUUGGUUUCGAAAAUUGGAGAAACCCGACUACUUGAUCUUCAUUCUAACCGCUGGGACGAAAGCGACUAUACUCGAGAUAAAACCCGGUAGGCACAUCUUGCAAGUCUAUUGUCACUCAGACUCGAAUUGUUACGUGAGCAUCUCCUCGGAUACGAUCUUCCACGUGGGCGACAGAAGGAAGAUGUAUCAAUUGAUGUGCACGGAGUCCGAAAUGGUGGAGAAGACUGCGAAGCACAUCAGCAACUGUGUGAGUAACGCGUUUCAAGCGUUUGGCACCGAAAGAUAUCCGAAGGCGUUGAAGCUUUAUUACGCCAGUUACAUACCGUUCUCCGUCGAGGAAAAGAAAAAGAAGAAAAUGCUCUGUCAAAAGGCGCACGAAUACUUUAUCAAAGAAAUGGCGAACUCCGUUACGAAGAUUAUUCCCGAGAACGAGUUACCGAACGUGUUGAGAGCGUUGAGGAUAUUUUUCCUGAACCACAAGAUCGGUUUGCAAUGCUACGACGAGAUCUCGAUAGUUUUGAGAACUUUGAGAUACAAGAGCAUACACGGAGAAGAUCUACCCAUUUCGGACACCAGAUACGUUUUCUCUCCGAAGGACGAAGCUGCCAGCGUGAUUCAAUCGUUUUUCAAGAUGAUCACUCUGCAGAAGUAUUUAAAGAUGCAUAAACCCCAACACGAAAAGCACAAUGAGAUUUUGCAAAAUUUACUCAAGAUCACGGAAUUGUUUAAUUACAACAAGCAAGAAUCGUUGGCCAAUAGUAUACUGAGAAAUAUCGUCAAGUAUCACGACACAUUCUACGACGUUUUCUAUUGCUCGAAAGAUUUCGAGUACAUAUUGCAAUCGGUAGAGUUCAAAGGUACGUUGACCAACUUGAAGCCGAAUCAAUGGUUUCCCAUUAUAAGAAUUAUAAUAAAUCCCCCGGUCGGCGAGGUGGUUUUCGCAAAUAUAAAUCUGUUCAUCAAUCUGCUGAGAUACGACGUGCGAGUGUUCGACAACGAGAUAGACAAGGAGAUAUUAAGAAUAGUGAACAACGUGGUGCCAACUCGUUACGAGCACACGAAACUGGGCUACACCCUUUUCUGUUACGGAUGGACCGACAUCGAUAUCAAUCAGAUGAAAGAGUUGCCAUGGACGUUGAAUAUAAUCACGAUGAAAGGCCAGUCCGAGUUUCAAUUCUUGAUCAAUGAAGUGAUCUUCACCACGAUCACACCACCCGCCUUGGUCAUAGAAGAGUUGUGCAACACUUACAUCCCCAACUCGAGGAAUUACAUUUCAAAAUGGAUCAUUCGGGUGAUGCAAUCCAGUAUAGUUUCGUUCAGAUUACAAGUAUCGUACAGCAGUGCGAAAAUAAGACUGAAGGUAAAGGACGAGCAUGGAAAUUUGAUAGCGAGAAACAGAGGUUUCGCGGUGGUCAUCUUGCCGGUCGUCUACUUGAAGUUUAAGAAAAAACUUGAAAAAUCCCACGAAAGGAAGAUGCGCGACUACAAGGAGGAAACCGAUAUCAAAAAGGACGAUAAGUACAGCGCGGUACCCUACACGAUUUAUUACUUGGAAGGAUCGGUCCUCGGCAAAACGUGGCCACUUACGAGGGCGGAAUGGAGCAUCGUGUCAGAAUUUAAAGUGAAACCGAGCGGAUCACUGGUUAGAACGAAGUUACCAUCUAACAAUAUAAUAAAAAAGAACGAAUCGUCGAGAUCAAAGAAAAAUAUCAAGCCAUCCGCCGAAAACGUUCAAACUCUCGAAUCUCCUUACUGGAUUCUUCAAGUGAUCACGGAUUCUGGAAGUAAAGUGGAGAUAUUCGAGGACAGGACGAAGGAGUUGGAAAUAGCCGAGAUGAAGGAAAUGUGGGCAAAAGAAAAUCCCGACAGUUUGGAACGUGGGAAAGAAAUCCGUAAAGCUUUCAUAAAGAAACACGCGGUCAAGCAGUCGAUAGAAUGCCUCGAAAAGAAAGCUUCGAACCAGUUUGAAAAAUCGUCGAUGAAGAAAGACAACGGGACGGACGCGCCGCAAGAUAUACCUUGCAUGGAGGAGAGGACUCUGAGCCCGCCUCCUUCGCUUCGUAGACUUCCACCCUUGGAUCUCUCCGUAUACGAGGUCAAAGACGACGAGGAGAUAUUGAAGACCGAAUCGAAAGAAGAAAUGCAGAGUGUGCUGCGCAAAUUGGACGUUACGUGCGCCCAACAGGAUUACGUGCAUUUUCUCGAAGAAUUGGAGAAUCUAAACAAAUUGCAGAAAUUGGAGCACGAUAUACUUUAUCGGAUCAAAUACACCGAAGCGUUCCGCGAAAGGAAAGCUUUGAUGGAGAAUUUAUACGAGAUUCGAAAGAAUUACAUUGCCAUGAAAUCCUUGGCGCCGAGCGUCAAGUCCGUUAAAAAGAGUCCCGUAAGCUCUAAAAAAAGCAAGAAGAAAAAAUAAGAAGAACUUAGGCUAAUUUAAAGUUUAUAGAAUAGAAUAAUUUAGCGAUAAGAAAGAUUAAUAAUAAUCGAACAAAACAAAUUUUCUAUCUAUAAUAUUUGUCACUUUCUAAACUGUAUAAAUUGGUUAGAAACAUUUAUCCAUCGUCAUUUAAUUCACGCUUAAUUCCACUAUAUUACCACAGUAUCCCAGUAAUCCCCUCUCUUUACGAAUAAUUUAAGAAGCCAGUAUCAGCCCCCCGGUUAAUCCAUUAUACAACUGGAUACAUACUUGUCAGAGAGAUAGCGUAUAACUCUACCUUGCGCUAUUGAGAAAAAAAAAAAACUGGAGAAAAAACUGGAGAAAUAUCUACCAUCUCCAGCAUGCAUUACCAUCCAUACAUAUUCGCGACUCGAAUUCGCAAAAAAGUGUCUCUAAUUACCGCUUGAACCUUGUCCUUACUAAUCGCUCGUACCGCGGCCAACAUGCAUAAUCCGGUGCAACGACAUUCCUCGCUCGGAUUCCACAAUCCUCGCCAAGCCCUCCUCGAUCAAAAUAUACGAUCCAUUAUCACGUUUCUAAAAGAUAGCGAUCGAUGAUUCAGGAUCCACUUAAACGGGCACGAUUUUUCAUCGCCAAUUAUCUAGAACACAUAUUCCCAAAUACGUUAUGCUAUUAAACUAUCAUUAUGGAAAUAAUUAGAUUUACGUCAUGUUGUUUCAAAACCGUGUAUGCGUUAAUUUUAAUAAUUACAAAAAGAAAAAUAUCUAAUAA